CAUCUUAUUUUCACUAGUUUUUAAUUUACACUUACAAACAGCUGAUUUUUACAAAUAUGUACUUUAAUCCCCGUCGUAUCGUUUAGCAUUACUUCUGGUGGUAACCCAAUCGGGAAUAUCAACAUUCUUCUGUACGCUAACAUUGUUCCCAAGACUGCCGAUAACUUUCUCCAGUUGUGUACUGGCAGUAAGGGUUUUGGCUACGUGGGUAGCCCAUUCCAUCGCGUAAUUCCCAGCUUUAUGGUGCGGGGCGGUGCCUUUAUAAAUCGGGAUGGUACUUGUGGCAAAUCAAUUAAUGGCACACUAUUUGAAGAUGAAAACUUUAUUCUCAAGCACGAUGUUUUUUAUCACUUUUGUGAAAACUGACUGGCUGGAUAACAAGCAUGUUGUCUUUGGCAAAGUCAUUGAGGGUAUGGACACUCAAGAGAAUUGAGGCAUAUGGCAGCCAGUCAGGUGGUACCAGUAAACAUGUCAUUAUAUCUGACUGCCGCCAGCUCUCUUAAGAUUUCCUUAUUUUUCCUUGUUUUUGUUUUAUUUGAGGUCCAACUUCAUAUAAUGAUUACUUACUGAUGUGUGCAGCGACUGCUGCAAAAUAAGUUAUAUAGUUGGAGUGUGCCAAUUGCAGCCUGGACCAGAUAU
Kickxella alabastrina is the source of this 639-nucleotide messenger RNA. RefSeq lists its product as uncharacterized. The record is from RefSeq and is a predicted model, not a curated record. Gene Ontology annotation, molecular function: peptidyl-prolyl cis-trans isomerase activity. The transcript has 2 exons. Gene Ontology annotation, biological process: protein peptidyl-prolyl isomerization. Lineage: Eukaryota; Fungi; Kickxellomycota; Kickxellomycetes; Kickxellales; Kickxellaceae. Bases 272 to 433 code for a protein of 53 amino acids.